This is a messenger RNA of Paramacrobiotus metropolitanus, 2302 nucleotides long. RefSeq lists its product as uncharacterized. The transcript has 6 exons. Bases 274 to 1977 code for a protein of 567 amino acids. NCBI's taxonomy places the organism in Eukaryota, Metazoa, Tardigrada, Eutardigrada, Parachela, Macrobiotidae. The record is from RefSeq and is a predicted model, not a curated record.
GUUUCUUGUUUGCAAGCAAGCUGUGAACAAUUUUAUCCCACCUGGCGAGUUUUUCUUCAUUGAGUUCAUCCCGUAUCGUUUUCACCUUGUGGUUCUGUGAUCUUCUAUCCUUCGUUUUGGCUAAUUUUUUAGUUCCUGUUCAUGUGAAGCCUCAGGCUACUACAAAGUGAUGACAUCGAGCAUUAAAGGAAUCCGAAUGUCCGGAAUGUGCCUUCUGUUCAUACUUUAAAGUCACGAUCAUGAUCAACAUUCGGACGGUUACUGAUUCUGGGCAUGUAUCGGUAUCCUGUAGGAUUUAUUUUUAACAAUAAAGACCUGCGAAUGAAUGGUCCUCAAGAACCAGCUCAGUCUCUUUCUCCUGUGAUGAGUACGAUUGGUUUGGGAGCGUUGGACGAUCCGCACUCUUCUCGGCCGAAACAGGCCCCUAUGGAGCUGACAGGAACCACUGUCCCGCAGGCUGCGUUCACUUUUCCCCCGGGAACUGCCUUGAUUGCGCAUCCGAUUCCCGCACCCCAUCAGCAGCAGCUGAACCAGUUUGACGCUUCUUUGCAGCGACACAUCGCUGCUCAGAUGCACCAGAACCCUAUUCAUGCCCCCAUCAUGCUCAGCACCCCGCAUCUACAGGAUUUGCGCAUGCAUUUACCUGACGCUGCUGGUUUCCCUUAUUUCCCGCAAAGCUUGAUUCCGGUAUCCAGAACGGACGAUUUUCAUCGCGGUGCCUACAGUACUCCCUCGGGCUCUGGAGUUCUCUAUCCUAUUAGCACAAUCUUCGUUAGUCCUGAGAACCGAACCUGUUGUUUGUUGGAUCGUGGGACGCGAUGCAAUCGUCCGGCUGGUACUGCCAAUUUUACAAUAAAAAUUCGCGAAUUGGUGACACGGAGCGGAGCGUUGUUAACCGAAGACAAUGUGGCGGGACACCAAUACAUUUGCGAUUAUCAUAAAAAUUACAUCCAAAAACUGCGCAUCGUUGUGCCCUCUGGACCCAGUCCAGCUCCGGCUACCCCUCCUAACACUGUUCCCAGCCAUUCCAGUGGUCACACUGGUCAGGGGCAGUUUUCUCAUACGUCACAUUUCCCGACAUUUAGCGGUGAACCAACCGCCUCACAUGGGGGAGUUACUAUGAAACCUGAAGAAAGCUCCCAUGCCGGUACUGAACAGGACAGCAAACGGAUGAAUGGAUCUCCGGCUCACAAACCUGCUGGUGCGCUAGCAGAAGGAAAAAUUAAGGAGUACAGUGAGCCAUCAUCUACGCCUGUUGAUAUGCGGAAAGCUCAGUCACACGAAACUAAAGUAUCUUCGGCUAAGCAGAGUCCCGAUGGUGGAACAGAUGACAGUUCAGAAGAAGAAAUGCUGAAUGGACCGGCUGUUGCUGACCUUCUGUACGGUAUCGGUGAAUGUUUUACGACUGGAGAUCUUCUCACAUACAUGAAGUUUUUCGAUAUCGAGCUUCCGGCCCAUUCCACCAGAGAAGAGCUUAUUCGGGUUUUUUGUGAACACAUUGACAGUGUAUCGACUGGAGAUCCGAAGUCCAUCCUCACAAAUUUCUUCCAUGGUUUAAAAACCGAUACGCGGCCGUUUAAUCAGUCCUAUAAGCCCGGCUUAAAUGUGGAUUUUGAUCUAAGUUCGGACGAGGAAAUGAUGGUGAUGGACGGGAAAGAAGGUAUGAUUCCCGCCGACAGCUCCUCGUCAGAUGUUGAGGGUAUCUCGGAAUCGGAUGAUGAAAUGGACAACGGCGAAGAUUUGCCGGACAUACAUUUCGAUGAGCAGAUGGAGCGCACUCUUAAUCAGAUUGCCGGCAAGUUCUCUGUUGGAGAUAUCGAACGAAUAUUGGAAAAGUAUACCCUCCCGGUCAAAUUUUCGGCUUUAAAUCACGAUUCCGACUCGGAUUCUGAUGCUUCCAGUGAACAAAAACUGAAAGGAGAGCGGAAUUUUAGCCGGAGACGACGAAAGAUCCGCCGACCUGUAGUGAGUCCGUAAGGCAGCUCCAACUGACUCAGCAUUACUAGUACUUCUGCUGUUGUUGUUGAUUUGUUAGGGUAUCCUUUAAUUCUUCCAGUGACUUAGUAGUUUUGGUUUGAUGUCUUCAUUGCGGUUAUGGCUGGAUAUUUUUCCAGUAUACUAUUUCCAUGUGUGGAUUUAAUUGUCUUACAAUUACAUAGCUAUUUUUGGGCUGGUAAGAGCGCGCCGGCAAGAACUUCUGUUUGUUGUGUUAAUAAGUCCGAGUAUGAUCUGUGGAAAAUAAUGGCUGCCAGGAACGGCGCAUAGAGCUGAUGGAGGUGCACAUAACUAUGGUACUGGAUUA